UACGAUCAGCCAUUAAGUUAAGAGAAGAAAAGUCCGUCUAAAAUGUUUGUCCGACCCUGGUUGAAGCAUGGAAACGUGAAUAUCAUUUUUUGCGAAAGUUAUUUACGUUCACCCCAAAAAUCUCACUUUUUGAAGCUACAUGUCAAAGAAAGGGGUUUGCCAUUCGAAAAGACUUCCCAACCAUCAACAGUUGUUCUUACACCUGUCUUGCCGUUUGAAAAGCAGCAUGUCUGAGGAAUUACUACAGAGAGUGAGAGACCUGGAAGGAGAGGUGGACAGACUAAAAGCACAGCUUCAGGAUAAGGUCAAGGAAGGUGCUGAGGACGUGAAUAUUGACAUUGAUGACAUGAAGGGUAACAGCCAGACUAAUGCUGGUGUCAAGAAAAAGGGAAAACGAGGUAGUCAGGAACGACCGUUUGAUUUCUCGGCCCAUCCUCGGCGCCAUGUUGCACUCCGCUUGGCUUACCUUGGCUGGGCCUACCAGGGUUUUGCUGUCCAGGAGAACACGGAAAACACUGUGGAAGCCAGACUGUUUGAGGCACUUCUGAAGACUCGACUGAUUCAGGAUCGCCAGAGUUCAAACUAUCACCGCUGUGGACGGACCGACAAAGGAGUCAGUGCCUUUUCCCAGGUCAUAUCUAUAGACUUGCGCUCCACUCAGUUUUGUGGAGGCGUAGGAGUGACACUCCCGGCUAACGUUGAUGUCGAUGUCAAGAACAAAGUCGACUCGGCGGAGCUCCCUUAUGUGAAGAUGCUGAACAGAGUCCUGCCCCAGGACAUUAGGAUUCUCGAAUGGUCCCCUGCAGUGGAUGGCUUCAGUGCACGCUUCGACUGUCAGUCUAGAACCUACCGCUACUACUUCCCACGCGGGGCUCUUGAUGUGGCGUUAAUGAAGGAGGCCGCCAAACGCUAUGAGGGCACUCAUGACUUCCGCAAUCUCUGCAAGAUGGACGUGGGCAACGGAGUUCUGCAGUUCCAGAGGACCAUCCUGUCUGCCACAGUCCAGCCUGUCCAUCAAAAUCACCUGCCUACCGAUACUGACCCAUAUGACCUCUUUAUGUUUGAGAUAAAAGGACUGGCCUUCCUCUAUCACCAGGUGCGGUGCAUGAUGGCUGUGCUACUGCUGAUUGGCCAAAAGCUGGAGGCUCCUGAGAUAAUAGACACACUUCUGGAUGUGGAGAAGAAUCCCAGAAAACCUCAAUAUAGCAUGGCGGUGGACUUUCCCCUGGUGCUGUUCGACUGCCAUUUUGAGGGGUUGAGCUGGCGUAGUGAGACUGAGGAGUCGAACCAUGCCCUGGCCACGUUUCAGCAGCACUGGACCCAAGCGGCUGUUAAGACCCAGGUCCUCCAUGGCAUGAUCAGAGGCCUGAAGAACACAGGUGGGACCUCCUCUCCCGAUUGCUGCCUGAUGGAAGGGACCAGACAACGCACCUAUCGACCAUUGCUGGAACGUCCAUGCUGUGAAAGCCUGGAGUCCAGGAUAGAACAUUUUGUUAAAAGGGGCCGGCUUGAGCGAGAGGAAGGGGAAAAUGGUGGUGAAACCGUACACAAGGGCAAAAGGUCAAAGCAGUCUCACAACGCCUCCAGCCUUUCCGUUCUCCCCGAUGUGUCAACACCUGUUUGACCCCAGCUGCAAUAAUGAACCGCAAGAUGGAAGCCUGCCAAAGGCAUUGGACUAGUUGUAUAAUUUUGACUGUUUUCGGAAUCCAGUUACUUUUUGUCUUAAGGAAUGGACAAUGAAUUGUAGGCUUAUUUGUUUCUGGAAUAAAUAAAUUGUGGAGAAUUGU
This is a messenger RNA of Esox lucius (northern pike), 1787 nucleotides long. RefSeq names its product pseudouridylate synthase 3 (gene pus3). The transcript is spliced from 7 exons. Bases 140 to 1624 code for a protein of 494 amino acids. Gene Ontology annotation, molecular function: pseudouridine synthase activity; RNA binding. Gene Ontology annotation, biological process: mRNA pseudouridine synthesis; tRNA pseudouridine synthesis. Gene Ontology annotation, cellular component: cytoplasm; nucleus. The record is from RefSeq and is a predicted model, not a curated record. Lineage: Eukaryota; Metazoa; Chordata; Actinopteri; Esociformes; Esocidae.